Molecule: messenger RNA, 906 nt
Organism: Papaver somniferum (opium poppy)
Lineage: Eukaryota; Viridiplantae; Streptophyta; Magnoliopsida; Ranunculales; Papaveraceae
Exons: 1
Coding region: 1-906 (301 amino acids)
Source: RefSeq, a predicted model, not a curated record
AUGGAAAUGAUAAGUGAUUUGAAUCAACCCUGUCUAGCUAUUGGAGACUUUAAUGCUAUUACUUCAGCUGAAGAGAAGAUUGGAGGUAAAAGUCCAAAUAGAAGUUCAAUGAUGGAUUUUAAUAAUUGCUUAGAUACAUGUGAAUUAAUACAAGCUCCUAGUACUGGUCUUCAACACUUUUGGUCUAAUUGCCAACAUGGAAAUAAAAAGAUUUUAUGCAAGCUUGACAUAGCAAUUUUCAAUCUUUUGUGGUUACAAAAAUUUGAAGGUUGGAGUUAUAAAGUGGUAUUAAGAGUUGCAUCUGAUCAUGCUCCCUUGCUGGGUGGUGGUGCUCAAAUUCCUAAGCCACAAAAUGCUCCUAUGAGGUUUCAAAAGAUGUGGGUUUCACAUCCAAAUUUUAUGGAAGUAGUACAAAAGUGUUGGUCUGAAGAAAUAAUAGGUGAUCCAGCUUUUAUCUUGCAACGGAAACUAAAAAAAUUAAAGAAGAUUCUUAAGGAUUGGAAUUGGAAUGUGUUUUGGAACAUAAAUGUACAAGUUAAGGAGGCAGAAGUAAAAGUGCAAGAAACAAUGGUCAAUUCUGAUAAUAAUCCAUUUGAUGAGGCAUUUCUUAAUACUUUGGUGGAAGCCCAAAACUUAUAUAAUUCUAAAGAAGUACAACUCAACACUUUUCUGAAACAAAAAUCAAGAACUAAAUGGAUAAAAGAAGGAGCAGCUAACUCUAGUUUCUUGCAUGCACAACUUAAAAUCAGGCAAGCAAGGAACAUGAUAAUUGAAUUGGAAGAUGGUAAAGGGAACAUAAUUGUUGAUCAAAAGCAAAUACAGAAUGAAUUGGUGAAACAUUUUGAAAAUAAAUUUAAGUACAAGGAAGUGGAGAAUGUUGAUCAUAUGCUAAGAGGCAUACCAUAG